AUGAAUGUACCGCGUUUGUUAAUGCGGCAUUUUCAUGAAGAAGCUUCGACCGCUGGCCAGCGCCCAGUUGAGGCUUCCACCUUGCCUGUUUCUGAUAAGCCAGUCACGCUCAGUUUUCGUGGUGGACUGUCUGGAAAGCAGGGUCCAAUCGCGGGUUCAAUGACCGUUCCGCCUGCUAAGAAACCUGCAGUGCUUCCUACUGCGUUUCAGAUGUCCGAAGAUGCAUUUCCUGAAGAAGAGGUCGAUGACGAGCAACAAAACAAUACUUCUGAGGAUCCUAAAGUUUCUGCGUCAAAGAAAGUGGCGCCGCUCAUUGCCAGUAAAAAGGUCGUCAGCAACAUUAACAAAUGGAAUCAAGUCCAGGAGGUCCUUAGUCAUGAUGUAGAACGCCCGGCGCCCGCCGAAACACCUACGGCAUUGCCUGUGGAGAGCGCUGUGAAGGCCAAGUCAGCAACCCCCGCGCCAGCGGACGACGACGUCGAUUUUUCAGACUCGAAAGCAAUGACGUGUCUACUAUGCGCAAGGCAAUUUAAAUCACAAGAACAAUUGAAACGUCAUACCAACGACGAAAAGAGGAAUCUCAAGGAUGUCAAUUUGCGGGAGAUUGCUCGGGAAAAGGCUGCUGCUGCACGUAAGAAGGCGGAUCAGCCUAGAUAUCGUGAUCGUGCAUCCGAGCGGCGUGUUAUGCAUAACCAGCCCGACGCGCCCCUACCGACGGAGUUGAGCAAGUCUACAGGCAAGAGAAAGCAAGCAGAGGGGCCACCGCGCCCUCCUACGCCUCCUCCCCCUCCUGUCAACCCUGGUCAGGAUGAGAACAAUGUGGGGAAUAAGUUAUUAAAAAUGAUGGGCUGGAAAGAAGGUACGGGCCUUGGCACUGACGGCGAAGGCAGAGUUGACCCUGUCCAAACUGCCAUUUAUGCCCAAGGCGUGGGAUUGGGUGCAAGCAAGGGGAAAGAAGUAGGCAAGUAUGCAGAGGGCUACUCUGGAUAUGUUCAUAUGGCACAGGAUGCAGCUAGGGAGCGCUAUGGUAGUUGA
Fibroporia radiculosa is the source of this 1035-nucleotide messenger RNA. RefSeq lists its product as uncharacterized. Bases 1 to 1035 code for a protein of 344 amino acids. Gene Ontology annotation, molecular function: RNA binding. NCBI's taxonomy places the organism in Eukaryota, Fungi, Basidiomycota, Agaricomycetes, Polyporales, Fibroporiaceae. The record is from RefSeq and is a predicted model, not a curated record. Gene Ontology annotation, cellular component: nucleus. Gene Ontology annotation, biological process: mRNA splicing, via spliceosome. The transcript is spliced from 7 exons.